GGGAGUCCGGCGCUGACUAGCAGCCGCGCCUCUGGGAGGUGCUGUCCGCAUCCUUGCCCAGCCCGGAGCCGCCCCCCUAGUGCGUCGCGUCUCCGGCCCCUCGUGGGCUGGGCCCUGGGACCCCGAGGCUUGUGAAGCCCGGACCCUGUCCGGCCCAGGCCCCCGACCGAGCGGAGGAAGCCGGGGGUGCGCGUCCGAGCGCUCCCGCGGGGAAGCCAGUGGUUCCGCCUGCCGGGGCGGGGCUCCGGCCGCCGAGCUCCCGAAGUUCGCGGAGAGCCCCAGGAAACGCUCCCGGUGGCUCCUCCUGCCAUCGGGAUGGCACAAGGCGCUGCCCCCUUGUCCCCCCGGCGCGCCCCCGCUCCGGCUGCUGCUUCUAGUCGCGGUGGCCUUCCCGGCGGUGCGGACCGCGGGGACGCGACUUCGGCGAGCAGGAGGCUGGCUGCAGCUCCGGCUUUGCUCGCGGCGUGCUGCGCGGCCGGCCCAUUGUCUCUCCCUCCCUAGAACACGUGGGGUGCUCCCGUUCGCUCUGGAGGCGCUCCCUCGCUUGGGGACUCGCGACCCAGAGCACUGGCGGUCUCGUCUGUGUUUGGUCAGCUGCGGGGCACCCGCGGCCGCGCCUGGCCCACCUGCCGGGUCCUUCGUGGGCGCUCCGCAGCGGGUCACCCUGGGCCAGGGCGGCUUGGUGGAUAGAUGGGUGAGGCCUGGCUGUCCCCUGAGCCCGGAAAUACAAGGUGCAAGGUGCCCGCUUGGUCACACUUGGGCCACUAAGCGAGCGUUGGUCCCACUUCUGUGCUCUGCUGGGAGAGGGGAGGUGUGUGCACUGUUGGGGGGAAGUGCCACUGGAGGUUGCUGCAGGGCCUGCCUCUGCCCACCAAGGGUGCCCCGGGUGGCCACUGACACCCCGCUUCGCUGUGGGCCUGACCCUCAGACACCAAGGACUCGGCUGCGGACGCCCAUGGAACUCCCGGGGCCUCUCCCAGCGGUCAGGAGCCGCCCUUCCUGCCUUGGACCAGGCAGGUGGCCCAGUCUUUGUGCAGUCCUUGCGGCGUGCCACGCGCCACGCUGAGCGCCCGCUACAGCUGAGCCGCUGGACGGCGCCAGGACCGAGGCCACCACACCUUUGCAGCACGUCCCCCACCGGCACUCCAGUGUCCGCACAGACCGCGUCAGACAAGGGAGGUGAGCGGGCUUUCAGGGGACGGGGAUCUCCGUCCCUUGCUCUGCAGGACGUUCUUCCUGUGGAUCCCACCGCCGGCCCAAGGACAGUGGGUCUACAGGAGGGACCUAUCGUGAGUGCCUGCGAGUCUCAGACACGAACUUCUUGGGCGGUCUGGUCUGGGUGUGGUGUGCCCUGGGACACAUGUCUGAGGCAGAGGCAGGAGAGCCCCUGGAAGCCCAGCAAGGGACAGAGGUUGCCGCUGUGCCUGCGGACACCGCGUCUCUCAGCGACUCAGACUCUGUCAGCCUGCCUGGUGGUGCUGAGAUGGAGGCUCUGUCCCCGGGGGUGCGACCUGGGGAGGCCCAGGGGGACUCAGACCCCGAUGAGUCCUCUUUGUCUGCGAGGGGCCUCCGCACGGCCGCGGUGCAGCCGUUCCAGCUGAGGGGCAUGAGCUCUACCUUCUCCUGGCGCAGCCGCAACAUCUUUGACUGCUUAGAGGGCACAAGCAGUCAGGUGCUGCCCUCCGAGGCUCAGACUGACGCGGGUGAUGACGGGGACUUCCCACGGCCGCCGGCACCCGCAAGCCAGCGUCCAGCAGAGGACCCGGGCAGGGCCAGUCAGAGCCCUGCUCCUCCGAAGUUGCCCCCCGUCCCUGACUAUGUGGCCCACCCUGAGCGCUGGACCAAGUACAGCCUGGAAAAUGUGGCGGAGGUCAGCGAGCAGAGCAACCGGGCUGCUGCUCUGGCCUUCCUGGGCUCCCCGAGCCUGGCUGCCCCCAACAACCGUGUGUCCUCUUUCAACCAGGACGCCUCUAGCUGCGGGGAGGGAAGAGUCAUCUUCACCAAACCCGCCCGAGCUGGCGAGGCCAGGCCUGAGAGGAAGAGGGCCCUGAAGAAGGCAGGAGGGCCUGGGAACCCGGGCGCCCCAGGGGGCGAGGGCCCCGUGGAGCUGGCCCACCUGGCUGAGCCUGGGAGCCCGGAGGCUGAGGACUGGAACAGCCCCCUCGGGGGCCUUCAGGAAGUGGGCGUGCUGCAGGGGGCCGCCCACCCCAGUUCAGCGGCCGGGCCUUCCGUGGUGGAGACCGUUGGCUUCCAUGGCAGCAGGAAGCGGAAUAGAGACCAUUUCCGGAACAAGCAGAGCAGCCCUGAGGCCACAGGCACCGAGAUCUGAGAAGAGACCCCCCGGCUGGUGUUCCCGGACAGGCUGGCGGAGGAAGGCAGCUAGGGCCACUGGCCGCUUGGGGUUGGGUGGGGCCUGGGGCUCCAGCCCCUCGGGAAGGGAGCCAGCGGGCCGCCAGGAGGAGGCGACGGCAUCCUGGGCUGGAGCUCCGGGUAGUGGUGUCUGAAGCAGUGCUUGCCGGUGGACGGCAGAAGCCCUGGCCCGCCGAGUCCCUGUGGGGCAGCAGUAAAGGUUUCGGACUUUC
Molecule: messenger RNA, 2582 nt
Organism: Neogale vison (American mink)
Lineage: Eukaryota; Metazoa; Chordata; Mammalia; Carnivora; Mustelidae
Gene: TSSC4
Product: tumor suppressing subtransferable candidate 4
Exons: 2
Coding region: 1361-2329 (322 amino acids)
Source: RefSeq, a predicted model, not a curated record